Mercenaria mercenaria is the source of this 4491-nucleotide messenger RNA. RefSeq lists its product as uncharacterized. NCBI's taxonomy places the organism in Eukaryota, Metazoa, Mollusca, Bivalvia, Venerida, Veneridae. Gene Ontology annotation, molecular function: zinc ion binding. The transcript is spliced from 2 exons. The record is from RefSeq and is a predicted model, not a curated record. The coding region runs from base 113 to 1786 and encodes 557 amino acids.
UAUUUUUUGUAUUGAAUUUUAAGAAUUGCUAAAUAAACAAAGUACUUUUUGUUUGAUAGGACACCUUUCAUGUUAAAGCGAUAUGGUACCUUGAAAAGGAAGUAAAUAUGGAAUGAGACACGGUUUAAAGACAAUAAUCAUGGCAUCGGGUGGACAGUCGCUUGAGCUUGGAUCUGACGCGGUCUUCCAAUUCUGCUGCAGCCGAUGUGUUAAAGAAGGAAGGAAUUCAGAAGCAGUCAAGUUUUGCGAGGAUUGUUUUGAUUACAUUUGUCAGGCAUGUCUAAACAUGCAUAAAAGUUGGGUCGCAAUGAGGAGUCAUAAGUUGUUAACAAUGGACGUGAUUCGUGAAAAAAGUGACAUACCACCGACAUUUGUAAGGAAAUUCUGUAACGUUCACAGUGAUUCGUUAGUAGAAAUGUUUUGCACUGAACAUGACGCUGUCCUGUGUGGGGAAUGCUGUGAAACUUCAGACCAUAGAUCUUGCUCUCUUGAGUAUCUACCAAAGGCAGCGGGAAGAAUAAAACAGAAUGAAGAGCUUAGACAAGUAAAGAGAAAAACCGCAACCCUUAAAGAAUCUUGUGCAAAGGUAGAGUAUGAAAGACAAAAAGAUGCAACUCGAGUAAUUGAACAAAACCGAAAAGCUCAGGAAAAGCUUGAUGCUGUCAAAAAUGAUUUACUAAACUCUCUCAACAGAUCAGUAGACGCCAUACAGAAAAAGAUUGACAAAACGACUGCGAGUCAUACAGACAGUAUUAACAAAGACGUAAAGAAAACGCAGGUACUUAACGGUAUACUGACACAACAUAGUACACUUCUUAAUCCUGACGGUCAGAAUAAAAUGCAGCUAUUCCUACAGCUACAGCAGACGAAAUGCGUUAUUAAGGAACACGACGCUGUUAUUAAACAUAUACAGCAGAACAUUGGUAAGGAGACACUGGCCGUCCGUUUUGACACUCCGAUAAAAACAUUUCUUGAACAAGAGGACUGUAUUGGUACACUUGUAGAUGAACAACAUCCGCUUUAUUCGGAUGGUGACAUGUAUUCAAUCGAUAUUCGUGGUUUUUGCCAGUUGAGGGAUGGCAGGAUUUUUGCUGCUGACCAUCAAAACGACAAGGUGAAAGUUUUGGACUGUCACAAUGCGUAUACAGUUUGUGAUUUUAUAACGGUACCACCCUCUCCUUGGGAUGUUUGCCAAUUCGAAGAUGAUCUUAUUGCUGUAGCAUGUGGAAGUAGGAUCCAAUUCGUGAAUGUUUGCAACAAACUGAGUCUUAAACAUAAAUUCUAUGUAAAAGACAGAUGUCGCGGAAUAACAUCCUGCGGAGGAAAAUUGUUUGUUUGUUGCGGAGGUAUUGAUUUAGGAGAGGGACCAUCCCGUAUUCUAGUCUUUGAUAAAAAGGGGACAGAACUUCAAGACGUCAAAGACAAAGAUUUUGUCGGAAGACCACUUUCUCUUGCAAAAAGCGAAGACGAGAAGAUGGUGUUUGUGGCCGACAAUCAUAAAGGAGUUGUCAUUCUGGAUGAAAAAGCUCAGCUUGUUGAAAUCAUAACACACCCUGAUUUGAAAAGUCCAACAGGUAUUUGCGUAGGUAAAGGGGGUAUAGUGUAUAUUUGCGGCAAAGACACGGAAGGUAUAUUGGAGCUUAAACCAAAAACGAAACACGUGGCAAUAGUAAAAAUGAAAAUGGAGUUAGCAUGUGAAAAGGCUUUACUCUACGAUAGAACAUACGACAGACUGGUAUUUCAAACAGGUUUCAGAACUAAGAUAGAAUAUGUUUCUGUGUACUAGAAGUCACACAAUUCAUAUUAACUAGUAGUCACACAUUUCAUACUUACUAGCAAUUGCACAUCUCAUGUUGACUAGUAAUCACACAUUUCAUAUCUACUAGUAGUCAAACAUUUCAUAUUUAUUAGUAAUCAGUCAUUUCAUAUAUACUAGUAGUCACAAAUUACAUACUUACUGCAGUAAUCGCACAUUCCAUAUUGACUGAUAAUCAUACAUUUUACAUUGAUUACUUUUUAACAUUUCAUGUUUACUAGUAGUCACACAUUACAUACUUACUAGUAAUCGCGUAUUUCACAUUGAUUAGUAGUCACACAUUUCAUAUUUAUUAGUAAACACACAUUUCAUAAUGACUACUAAUUACAUAUUUCAUAUUGACUAGUAAUCACACAUUUUAUAAUAACUAGAAAUCACAUAUUUCAUAUUUACUAGUAAUCACAUAUUCCAUAUCAUUCUAGUGGCUACACAUUUUCUAUUUACUAUAUUCACACAUUUCAUAUUUACAAGUCGACACAUUUUCCAUAUUAACUAGUAGUCACACAAUUUGCAUUUACUAGUACUCACACAUUUCAUAUUAACUAGUUGUCAUACUAGUAAUCACACACUUUAUACUUGUACAGUUACGCAUACGUACAUAGUAUUUAUUUAGGCGUGCGUUUGUGGUCUAAACUUUAGAAUGUUGUCAUUUUAAAGGAAUACUAUGCGUAUUUUUCACUAAAAUAUUAUAUUAUUAGAUAUAAACUCUAAAUGUAGAAAAUUCUCAUCAGGCCCGUAUCUAGAAAUAUUCAGUGGGGGGGGGGGGGGGGGGGAGGUACAUAGCGCCGAGAUUGGGUAAUUGGGUAGGUAUGGGAGUGGAGCCUCUGCUAGGGGAGGGUGAGUUGGUGGGGAUCUCCCCAAAGGGAAUUUUUGAAAUACAGUUAUGAAAUGAUGGCCUCUGGUGCAUUAAUUUUGGUCUAAGUUUUGAGGUACUGUAGGGGAUAAUUUCCCAUCACUUUAGGGGGUUCAGGGAGCUCUCCUUGAAAUAUAGGUAUGAAAUGGUGGCCCCUUGUGCGUAUUUUUCUGGUCUAAUUUAUGAGAUACGUUGUAUUAGAGGGGUAACUUUCGCAUUUUAGAGGGGUCAGGGGGCUCGCUUCCCUGGAAAUUGAAAUGCAGGGAUGAAAUGGUGGCCUCUGGUGCAUUUUUUUGUCUAAAUUUUGAGAUAAGGGAGGGGGAUACAAUCCUCAUAUUUGAGAGGCGGGGUGGGGGUGGCGGGGGGGGGAUACGGGGGGUGGGGGCAGUGGGCUUUCCCCUGGACAAUUUUGAAAUACUGUAGUUAUGAAAUGGUGGCCUCUCAUUGCGUCUGAAUUUUGAGAAAAUAUUCUUUCUUUGCCAAAAUAGUUGGAUGCACUUAUAACUGAUCCAACAUCAACUUUGAUGGGUAUAAGUAACUUCUCGGCCAAGUGGAAAGGGGAGGGGGUGCAGCAUGGGCCCCCUUGAUCGGGCUUUGGUCCGGCCCUGUCAAAUGCAUUUAACUUGGCUAAAUAUGAAAGAUGUAUGUGGAGCUGCUUCACAUUUAAAUGCCGUGUAAUAACAUUUGUUAAAAAGAUUGCCAGUUAUAAGUGCUUGUUUAGACAUUGCAGACUUACGCACCUUUGGACUUAUUUGCAAACUUUUUUUGUUUGAAAUAUAAAGUGUUAUUGUGUGUAGGUGGGAGGCGGUAUACAUUACAUUUAGAGAUAACUAGGUUAGAAGAGGGUGGGGGAGGGGGGGGGGGGCGGAGGUGUUCAUCACAUUCAGUGAUAUAUCUAGUGCUUUUUUCUUAAAACAGCAGUCAUUAUAAACCUAAAUUGCUCAACUGACCGUGACAUUGAUGACUGCUGGGUAAAAUGUUUUGCAUUAUAGGGAAUCUAUAUUUUGUUGAUAUUGUAUAUUACUUUUCAUGGAAAUAAAGAAGUAACAGUAUAUGUUUUUUAUCUUUACAUUAUUUUCAAUAUCAAACAUAAGCAAAGAUGUUUUACUAACAAAAGUCGCUGUCCAAACAAACCGCGGAGCCGAUGUUAGGGAGAGUGAGGACUGUUGCACUUUUCAAUACCUCUCAUGACCAGACUUGGUCAAGCUGAGUUUGCUAUUAUUUUGCCUGGUUGUUUUGUUUUUUUUCUUCUUUUUUUUCCCCUGCCAAAUAGUCUUCCUAUAGAUUUUAUAUUACAACAAGAGUAAUAAAUCCGUAAUAAAUCGCCCCUUAAUUGUACUCGGUGUUUUCUAGUCCUUUGAGAUUAUCGGGUCUAUUCAAUCAUUAUGUUUGAUUUUAAGUUCCACUUAAGCCAGUGCUAUGGGGCACAUGGGGUGUUGCAAAUUUCAUUAUCUCUCACGAACAGACUCAAGUCAAUCGGAGUUUGCUGUUUAUUUUUAUUUUUGUUUGCUUGGUUGCAUUCUAUGCUAGAAAGGGUAGCAUUAUAGAUUUAAUUUUAUCCAAAGUACAGUUAUGAUGAUGAUAAUGAUGUUGCUGAAGAUGAUGUCGUGAUAGUGAUAAUGAUCGAAGAAUGCUCCACGAUGGUGCUUUGUCAAGUGAUCAUAUACAUAGUGUAUUGUAACUUCUUUGAAGAAAGUACAAGUUUGUCAUUAACUCUACAAGAAUUACCAGAGACAAAGAUAUAGUCAUUGUGCACAGCACUGUUUAUACUGACUGCAAGUUGCAAUGCAAUGCUGUAGUACACUCGAAUAUUUACCAUGGA